CAGCGCGCCGCCCUCCCCGGCGCCGGCAAGCUGGGUCUUAGGAAUUCUGGUUUGCUUUGGCUCACUCGCUUUUACAAACUACUGGAUCUUACAUGCCUCUGUACCCCCCACUUCCACUCCAUGUCCCCAUGCUCCUGCGCCAGCAACAGGACAUGUUCUCUGGAUGUCAGCUGAGUUACUGAGGUAACUCUGCAUGUCAGUAGACAGACCGUGGUAGAACCUCAAAGCUCCUGGAGACCCCCAUCUCUCCUUAUUUUUUUUGUGUGUGUGUCCUCACUGAACAUUCAAAACUGUUUCUCCAAAGGGUUUUGCAAAAACUCAGACUGUUUUCCAAAGCAGAAGCACUGGCGUCCACAGCAGAAGCGAUGGGCAGUGUGCGAACCAACCGCUACAGCAUUGUCUCUUCAGAAGAAGACGGCAUGAAGUUGGCCACCAUGGCGGUUGCAAAUGGCUUUGGGAACGGCAAGAGUAAAGUCCACACUCGACAACAGUGCAGGAGCCGCUUUGUGAAGAAAGACGGCCACUGUAACGUUCAGUUCAUCAACGUGGGUGAGAAGGGACAACGGUACCUCGCAGACAUCUUUACCACAUGUGUGGACAUCCGCUGGCGGUGGAUGCUGGUCAUCUUCUGCUUGGCUUUCAUUCUCUCAUGGCUGUUUUUCGGCUGUGUGUUUUGGUUGAUAGCUCUGCUCCAUGGGGACCUGGAUGCAUCUAAAGAGAGCAAAGCCUGUGUGUCUGAGGUCAACAGCUUCACGGCCGCCUUCCUUUUCUCCAUUGAGACCCAGACAACCAUAGGCUAUGGCUUCAGGUGUGUCACGGACGAAUGCCCAAUUGCUGUUUUCAUGGUGGUGUUCCAGUCAAUUGUGGGCUGCAUCAUUGAUGCCUUUAUCAUUGGUGCAGUCAUGGCGAAGAUGGCAAAGCCAAAGAAGAGAAACGAGACUCUUGUCUUCAGUCACAAUGCUGUGAUCGCCAUGAGAGAUGGCAAGCUCUGUUUGAUGUGGCGAGUGGGCAAUCUUCGGAAAAGCCACCUGGUGGAAGCUCAUGUUCGCGCACAGCUUCUCAAAUCCAGAAUUACUUCUGAAGGGGAGUACAUCCCCCUGGAUCAAAUAGAUAUCAAUGUGGGGUUUGACAGUGGAAUAGACCGUAUAUUUCUGGUGUCCCCAAUCACUAUAGUCCAUGAAAUAGAUGAAGACAGUCCUUUAUAUGAUCUGAGUAAACAGGACAUUGACAAUGCAGACUUUGAAAUUGUCGUGAUACUGGAAGGUAUGGUGGAAGCCACCGCCAUGACCACACAGUGCCGUAGCUCAUACCUGGCAAAUGAAAUCCUUUGGGGCCACCGCUAUGAGCCUGUACUCUUUGAAGAGAAGCACUACUACAAAGUGGACUAUUCAAGGUUCCACAAGACUUAUGAAGUACCCAAUACUCCCCUUUGUAGUGCCAGAGACUUAGCAGAAAAGAAAUAUAUCCUCUCAAAUGCUAAUUCAUUUUGUUAUGAAAAUGAAGUUGCCCUCACAAGCAAAGAGGAAGAUGACAGUGAAAAUGGAGUUCCAGAAAGUACUAGUACGGACACACCCCCUGACAUAGACCUUCACAACCAGGCAAGUGUACCUCUAGAGCCCAGGCCCUUACGGCGAGAAUCAGAGAUAUGACUGACUGAUUCCUUCUCCGGAAUAUUUGCUUUAAAACACAGUCUGUUGGUCAAAGGCCCCAAACAGCUAUUCAGACGACGGUACUGGCGAAGAGAUGGGUCAAGGCAAGUGACCACGAGGGACUGAGGCUACACAGUGGUUUCAAAGAAAGACUGUAAGCUCGAAGGUUAAUAUAAAGCACUUAACAUGCCUCCCUGUGACCCGAUGGCACAUACAUGUUGUAGAAUAAGUUAUGGGGUUUUUAUGUUUUGUUUUGUGUUUUUACAAAACUUGAACUUGCAGGCAAGCCUUGGUUGGGUGUUUGACUUAUCCAGAAUGCUUCUCUUUAGGGAACAAGAAUGUUUUUAAUGGCAUAACAAAGGCAAGACUCUGCCUUAAUUUUUGAAAAGCUGCUAACUACAUGAACACAAAUUGUAUUUUUGUUGCAGUGUAGUUUUUGUUUUGUGUAAUUUAAAAGUCAGUGUUGAACUUUGUUGAAAGCUCAUGAUAUGUGCUUCAAAGUGGCAAGUGUUUGGCUAUUAGCUGCCAAAAAUGAGAGCCUGAUUUUUUGAGGCCAGUAAUUUGUUUGCUAGAAUUGAUUUUUUUCCUCUCUCUCUUUCUCUCUCUUUGGUUACAUAAGGGCAUUAUGUAACACUAGCCAAAUGGUAGCCUCUGGGUUGGUUUGUUAUUUUUUUUUUCCUCCAUGAUGUUAGUGGGUUAUCUCAAAUUUUAAGUUAGACUACCUAAAAUAAAUACCAAAGAUAAUGCACAUUUUUGCACAGUGGAGCUUAUACUAAAAAGGAAAGAAAGCCCUACGGCUGCCUUGAAAUCAAGAGACAAUAACUUGGAACCUCAGCAAGACCUUGAACUGCCCUCUCCUUUUGCACCUUAUUCAGAAAACAGAACAUCAUACUCAAGAGUGUAGUAAGUGUAGUGCUUUUUAAAUUGUUUUCUUUCAUGUAACUUUCGUAUUACAGGAGGAAGAAGAAAGAGGAAGUAAAAUUUGCACACCUACAUGCACAAUAUCAACAUCUUUUCUUUCCUGUGAGGUAGUGCUGGCCAGGCUAAAGCAUAAGGUGAGAGAUGUGCUCUUAGAUUUUUAUGGGUUUUCCCUUUUUGCACAUUCCAAAAUUUAUUCCACAAGAUAAGACCUAGGUUGAAGUUACUGGCAUCCUCAAAACUGAGCCAUCCCACAUGAAAGAUAAAUAGGUUUAAACCCUGCAGCUGAAUUCCUUGCUCUGACUGUCAGGACAUUUGCAGCCUGACUUCGCUGCCUUCGAAAGAUGCCACACCUGGCCUCUAGGCUGGUUAUUUUGAUCAGUCUGUCUGAAGUGAGGCCUACAGUGUCUGUAUGGGAUGCAGGUGCCAAAGUCGGGAGGCAGUGAGAUGUGGACAAGCCACUUUGAUGUAGACAUCAGCUCCAGUAUUCAGGAGGGAGAGAAAAGUUGCUUUUUUUAAUGGUAGCGGGUAGGAGUGAAAAUGUCUCAGUAUUUUAGGGCCAACAGGCCAUAAAAAAUAUAACACAAUCACAAGUAAAGGAGAUAAUGGUCUAAAAGUGUUAUUUCCCCUUUAUGAAUGCACACUCAUGAUUGAAUCUGAGCUGAUCUUUGUCUCCUGUGGAGCCCUAAAGCAGGUAAUAAGGACACAUUCUUUUCCAGAAGCCUCUCCUGUCUGGCUGUCUUACUUGCUAGAAACAUUUUUUUUUCCCCACCUUGGCUCAAUAAUGGAGCUCUUUUUUGGUUUAAAGUUCUUUAUUGGUGAAUUCUGGCGUUGCUGACUUUUCUUUUUAAUUGGAGUCUCAAAGUCAACUCUCUUAUGGUAUUAUAUCCCUGUAUGCCAUUAAAAAACAGCUUGUUCUAGAAUCCUGUAUUUUGUUAACUUGAUGUUUGUGAUGGUCUCUGGUUCUUGAACAGCCAUGUCUGAAUGAGGUGCCUGCAAUAAUAUGACAGUUUCUGCUGUUCUCAGCCUUCAAAGUCACUGGGUUUGAAAGCUGUGGCGUUAUUUUCAUUGAAUCCAAGAUAGAGAUGUCAAGCAAGUGGAUGCUCUGUUAAAUCCACAUUUAAAGGCAGGUUUGGGAAGUUGAUUAGAGAGUUGGAGGAAUUGGGACUGAGUAGACAAGAGAAUUGAAGAGGCAACCAUUUGGCCGUUGACAGUGAGAGGAUAUCGAGGGCUUCAGCUGCUGCUAUUUCAAUAUUUUGCAAAAGAAAAUAAUCAAACCAAAGAGUAUUCAGUGAUAUGUAAAUUAAUUGAAGAUAAAGUGGAGAAUGGGGGUGACCAGAGAGAAGUCUCCUCCCAAACACACACAGUGCUGCCAUUUCAAAAGACUUGAGAUAUUUGAAAGGGGUUGGGUAUGGGGGCAAGAAUGAGGGAGGGAAAUCUUUCAACUUCUUUCUGAAAAAGAAAAAAAAAAUCUAAAAUUUCUGGUGCACAGGUUUGUUUUUUUUUUUCAAGAAAAUUUUGCAGAAGCUAUGUUUUUAAAGUGUACAUUUUAUAAAGUUUAUCAGAUAUUUUCAUAUUUAAAGCCAAAUGUAAAUAGAAGUCUGUAAAGGAGAAAAAUUGCCAUAGAAAGUAUAAUUUCAGUGCAGCAAUUUCUGAGAGCUAGUACCUAUAUGCUACCGGUUAGCAUGGUUUUAGCAAAUAUUUACCAGCCUUAUAAGGUUCGUAUUGCUAUGUUCUUCUGUUAUUUAUUUCAGCAUGGACUGUUCAUUUGAAAGCUUUUUCUAGUUAUUAGUAUUUUAACAGUUACAAGCUUUAAAUGGCAAUUUUUUUUUGUCGAGAGCCAAGACACAGGUAAUGCACAACAUUUUUUGCUGCGUUUUACCUUCAAAACAUUUGUCCUUGUUGACUGGGUCUCCUUAAUUAGUGCACACAUGUCAUUAGAAUGCAAAUUGAAGAGACUCACCGUGAAUAUCUGGGGUCUAUUCCAGAUACGUGUUGCUUCUCUAUUGCAAGCAAACCCCCGCUGAAUUUACUUAGGAAUUAUUCCCUUUUAAAGAAUUUUUGCCCAUAUCUAGAUGGGCAUUAUAUUUUUGGGAGGAGGCAUAGAUUCUUGGUUAUGCUAUUUUUAGAUAAGAGGUAGACAAAGUGAAUUCUAUUUUGAUUAUUGAGAAAGGAAUAGUUUUCUAUCCCUCUAAGAAUAUACUUGAAUCAGACAUUCUAAGGAUGUCACUAUAGCACUGUAGUCAUUUCCAAAUUCCUGGAGAAAGUUGGUUUUACCUUUUUUUUUUAAUUCUAUUAAUGCAUUAUUUCUUCCCUUCACUUCCUUUCUUCCCUAUAAACUCCCAUCCCGAACCUUGAUGUUUAUUCGAUGAGCUCUACCCCCCAAAUCAUGUUCGCCUUGCAAAUAACAAUUGUCGGUCCAUAUUUUAUUAUAAGCCACUCAGUAAAGGUAAAAAGCUUGUUCUGAGAAGUAGAGUGAGUUCUUUUUCACUCUGUGUCUAUAAUGUUAAGGUGAAAAAAAAAAGUGUUGCAUAGUCACCUCCCCACUCCCAACUAGAAUUUCUUUUCUAGUUCUGUUGGGUUUCAGCUCUGGGCUCUGGCGAGUUGAACAAUCCAGGCUUUUGACAAUCGUGAUACUUAUUAUUUUCCCGUUUGCUGUCUUUUUGUAUCUAAAGUCUUCCUAUUGUACUGCACAAACCAUGGAUUGUACAUAUUUUUAUAUAUUAUGUCUUAUUUUAUUAUUUCUAAAUAAAAAAUUA
This is a messenger RNA of Diceros bicornis minor, 5326 nucleotides long. RefSeq names its product potassium inwardly rectifying channel subfamily J member 2 (gene KCNJ2). The record is from RefSeq and is a predicted model, not a curated record. Lineage: Eukaryota; Metazoa; Chordata; Mammalia; Perissodactyla; Rhinocerotidae. Gene Ontology annotation, molecular function: inward rectifier potassium channel activity. Gene Ontology annotation, biological process: potassium ion import across plasma membrane; regulation of monoatomic ion transmembrane transport. Gene Ontology annotation, cellular component: plasma membrane. The transcript has 2 exons. Bases 366 to 1649 code for a protein of 427 amino acids.